GUGAACGAUUGAUUGUUUUACCUUCUCUGUUCAAUGUGGAAACGUAGCAGUUCGGUUUUCAGCGUCUCUGUUUUGCCGAUUAACCCACAGAUGUGUUACAACCGUAAUUCGCUAAGACAUACUACGGUUCCAGAUUCAUUCAUGGUCGUAAAUUUAUCGUCAUAAGAAUUACACAAACAAAACAGCUGACGUCUGCUAGUAUCUACUACUUACUAGUCUACUUGGAGUGAUUGAUUCAUUGCUUAGAGAAACAUUUAAUUUUCUAUUCAGUAUGGAAUAUUAUGUAUACUUAAUAAUCGUGUUUGCUGUGUUGCUAAAAAUUGGUUUUUACAUGUGUUGGUACCAGUCUCGCCGGAAUCGGGAUAAUCAAGGUACUCUUGUUAGAGUAAUCAUGCCUGAUGGAUCAGUACGAAACAUGGCAGUUAGAGGAAGAGCUCAGGCAAUCAGUGGCCAGGUAUCUCGGAAUAGAACCAUAUACCAGUAUGAUAACCCUGUACAGGUUGUUAGUGGUGAGAUUCCAACCACAACCACUUCAAGAAGUACAGUAGCAAUGCCAAGCACAGUUUUCCAGAAUCCGCCAUCAUAUCCUGCUACACAAGAAAACAAAUCUAUACCUGAUGAUUUACCACCAGCUUAUUCUGAACUGUACCAUAACAGAGCUGAUAACUGUGUAGUCGCAGCCCCUAGUGGCAGUUUAGUGCAGCAGUCAACAUAUGGAAUUGAAAAUCCACCUGCCUACUGUCCAAGCACCCAAGAACUACCUGCAUUCCCUGCUGAGAUAGCACCACCUCAACCUCCUGUAGCGAUGUCACAAGAAGCGACUCAAACAUUCCCUGAGACAAGUGACACAGCAGCAUCUUCUGAAGGAACAAGCACCAAAUAAGCCACAUUGAUGUCGCUCCCACAUUGAUACUCAUCUCCUGUAUGUGUAUAGCAAUUGUUUACUCAUCUGUUACAUCAUUUUUGGAAGCAUAUACAAAGAGAACAAACUGUUCACAACAUUGUUCAAAGUAUAAAGAAAGAGAACAAACAUUGUUAAAAAAGUGAAGAUUACCAUACUUUACUGAAAAUCAUCAGUUUUUUGUAAAAAUGACAAUGGAUCUCAUUUAAACAUCGUUGAUUCACUGUCAUUUUCAGUAUUCAGAAAUUCCAAGAUUCUCUCUAAACCUGAUAAACAAAAGCUGAGUAGCCUGGGCACUGAGUCAGACAAAUAUGGUAAUCUUUUGACUUUGAAUCCUUGAAGUCAACUUGUGUCACUGAUCACAAAUUUUUUUUUUUAUUAAAUUUGAUAAAGACGUGUAGCUAAUGGGAAAUUAUUUUUAUUUGGUUCAAAAUUAACAAAGUAAAUAACAAUGUAGUACAAUGUACUAGAAAUUAGGGGGCAAAAUGUAUAACAAAGAGUUAUGAAUGAAUAAUGUGAAAACUAAACUUCACAAGUAAUAUUAUGAUAGUAAAAGAGUUGCCAUGACAAAGUGUGUUUGUCAGCUUCUAGGAUUGCUUAUGCUAUUUUAAAAAAAAUGAAAUAACUGAAAUUUAAGCUUGGAACUAUAAAAUAUUUUAAUAAUCAAAAUUAAUAUUUUAAAAAAUUUCAGUGAAAUGAGACCUUGUCUGUGCACUUUAUAUGUCUUAUUUGCUGUAAAUUACCUGUAUAUGUAGGAAAUAAUUGGGAGAACAAAAGUGCCUUUCUAUUGUUAGUCUUCCAUUGUAUAUUUAGUUUAUUGGCUUAACUUGAUAAAAUGAACCAUCAAUGACAUUUCUCUGAUUUUAACUAAACUUUUUCUUGUAAAAUAGUCAUAUGUGAAUGAAUAGAUAGUUUAUUUGUAAUUAGUGAGUCUCUUCACCCUAUGAAAAAAGACAGACUGUCUCUGGUACUAUUGGUAGUUAUCAACAGAAGGCAAAAAACUGUGUCUAUAUUCUUUGAGCAAAUAGUGAUUUGUUCCUUCACAUGCAAAUUUGCUGCCAUUUUAUUCCCAGUGUGCAUCAGGCCUAAACUUCCUGUUUCUUUAAAACAAAUAAUGAUUACUUAAUCGAUGAUGUCAUAAGUAUUUAUGAUGUCAUAUUCAUUUAAUGUAAUUAAUUGCCUUGCCUCAUUAUUCACAUAAAUGAUAAACUAUGCAAGUAACAAAGUAACAAUGGCAGUACUUCCUCCUACUUUAUUUAAUUUUGUGGGGGGUGUAUAGAUCCUACUUAGAUUGCAAUUUGACAAACUGUCUUCACCUAAUGCAUUGCUUUUUUUCUAGUCUUUGAAAUUUGCUGUUUUAUUAAAAAUGCAUUUACUUUAGUUAUAUACGUCCAUUCCUCUUUUUAUCUCCACCUUCUAUUUACAUCUUUUGUAAUUUUUAUGGAACUGUACAUGUACAUUUGUGACACUCCUUUUUCACUUAUGUUUUAUUAUCAAUUGUCUGAUUUACUCAUUUUAUGGUGAUGUUGAACACAGCAUUUUUUUUUUAAAUUUGAAGGUAAGAUAUACAGUGGUGUUUUAAUUAAUAAGAAUUUUAACUUUUUUCUACUGAAAUUAGAUUGGAAUAACAGAUUUUACAAAUAGUGAGACAAAUUAAUUCCCAAGAUUACUGGUCAGUUAGUUUUAAAAUGCUAAAUAAAUCUGAGUAAUGUCAUAUACUGUAUUUUGCUAAUCAAUAUUGCUUUCAAAUCAAUGCAAGAAUUCGUGUGAAUCAAAUAUAUAUGUUAUUAAGAAUGCUUCAAUUCCUAGCCAUCUACUCAUGGUUAGCAUGUGUUACUGGAUUGUAUAUAAUGGAAUAAUGUAAACUACUUAUUUGGAUUUUAAUUUUACCUUGUAAUCAGUUUUUUUUAUUUCAUCAAUAUUUGUACUAUCAGACUUUUUAGAUAAUAUUGUAAUCAUUUAAAUUUCAUGAGGGACAAAUUCCAUGAAUUUGAGGAGUUUGGAGGGUGAAUUUGGCGCAUUAAACAUUUCUAUGAGGUGCUAGAGAGAUGCAGUGAACAUUUAUCUAGGGUCCUAGAGUCACAGUGAACAUUUAUCUAGGGUCCUGGAUAGUCACAGUGAACAUUUAUCUAGGGUCCUGGAUAGUCACCGUGAACAUUUAUCUAGGGUCCUGGAUAGUCACAGUGAACAUAUAUCUAGGGUCCUAGAGAGUUGGAGUGAACAUUUAUCUAGGGUCCUGGAUAGUCACAGUGAACAUUUAUCUUGGGUCAUAGAGAGUCACAGUGAACAUAUAUCUAGGGUCACAGUGAACAUAUAUCUAGGGUCACAGUGAACAUAUAUCUAGGGUCACAGUGAACAUAUAUCUAGGGUCACAGUGAACAUAUAUCUAGGGUCACAGUGAACAUAUAUCUAGGGUCACAGUGAACAUAUAUCUAGGGUCACAGUGAACAUACCGUAUAUCUAGGGUCCUCGAGAGUCGCAGUGAACAUUUCUCUAGGGUUCUGGAUAGUCACAGUGAACAUUUAUCUAGGGUCCUAGAGAGUCGCAGUGAGCAUUUAUCAAGGGUUCUCAACUUCUGGAUAGUCACAGUGAACAUUUAUCUAGGGCCCUGGAUAGUCACAGUGAACAUUUCUCUGGGGUCCUAGAGAGUCGCAGUGAGCAUUUAUCAAGGGUUCUCAACUUCUGGAUAGUCACAGUGAACAUUUAUCUAGGGUCCUAGAGUCACAGUGAACAUUUAUCUAGGGUCCUGGAUAGUCACAGUGAACAUUUAUCUAGGGUCCUAGAGAAUCGCAGUGAACAUUUAUCUAGGGUCACAGUGAACAUAUAUCUAGGGUCACAGUGAACAUAUAUCUAGGGUCACAGUGAACAUAUAUCUAGGGUCACAGUGAACAUAUCGUAUAUCUAGGGUCCUCGAGAGUUGCAGUGAACAUUUCUCUGGGGUCCUAGAGUCGC
Molecule: messenger RNA, 3853 nt
Organism: Saccoglossus kowalevskii
Lineage: Eukaryota; Metazoa; Hemichordata; Enteropneusta; Harrimaniidae
Source: RefSeq, a predicted model, not a curated record